CAACUCACCCUACAUCAGGUAAUGGGGAGGGAGAGAUUACAGGGAUCACGAUUUGUGUUCGCACAUAUCUAAUCAUCUGUGCUUAGGUUUCAGUCGCUUUAUGGUUUCGCGAGAACACGAAAUCCCAUUUCUGUAAAAUCGUCAGCAUUUUAUCUUAAAAAAAAGAAAGAGCAGUCAAGUGAUUAAAUCGCUAGUUCUUUACAGUAAUCUUUUUCCAUCGUUUAAAAAUCGGAUGUUGUUUUUAUAAUGAGGCAGAACUUAAUUAAUAGUUAUUCAUCAUUAAAAUGUGAAAUUCAUUUUCAAGUAGUUCUUUUGCAAACGAUUUUUUUUUGCAAAAGAUUUUUGAACAACCAAAGCUUUUUUUAAUUUGCAAAAGAAAUAAAACGAUUUUAAGUGAUCACUGUCAAUUAAAGUUAUAAGAAAUAAACAAACUAUUCAAUAUUUUAUUACCUACAGCAUAAACUAACGGUAAAGAAAAGAAUAUCAUGUUAAAAUCUAGUAAAACAACAAAAGAUCGCCUUGCUUAAAAAAGCAUUAAAUUCAUUGAAAUGAAAUAAACUCAAAAUACCACGAAUGCUUUGAAAUGUUAUAAAAAAAAUAUAACGAAAUAUCAGCAGCAAACACGAAUAAAGAACUUAAGAUUAAAGACUCCUAUAUGUGUGACUUGAUACAGUCUGAAGGCCGUUUUCCAGUGCAGAUAAUCCUAUUUAAUCUCUUCUCUGAACGUAGAAUAAAGGAAGGAAAAUGCUUCCGGGUUAUCCAGCAUUUCAUAGUUCUUAUCCAUGUUGUCUUGUCACGGAUCUCUUUAAAACUUAUCCGGCAGUCACACCGACCACCCAAAGACCGAGUGCUUCUUUUUCCAUAGACAGUAUCUUGUCCAGGGACUCAACCUGCAGUGCACCUAGAUUGUCCGCCCCUGCUAAUACCGUCACAACUUCGGCGGGACCUAGUUCCCUGUGGGCCGCCACAGCACCUCUGCAUUAUCAUUAUGCUGGGGCAGAUCUUUGUGGUUACACAAGUGUUCUUUCCCCUUAUUUAACUUCUGCUCCGGUGUUUUUGGGGGGUGCUGGUACCCACCAAGUGGGUAGUCAUCGGAGAAAGAGACGGCAUCGUACGAUAUUCACGGAAGAGCAACUCGAACAAUUAGAAGCCGCAUUCGAAAAAACACACUAUCCCGAUGUUUUAUUGAGAGAAGAAUUAGCUCUCAGGGUAGACCUUAAAGAAGAAAGAGUGGAGGUAUGGUUUAAGAACAGGAGAGCAAAAUGGCGAAAACAGCAGCGUGAAGAACAAGACCGACACAGGCUUAUACAGGAAGACAGAUCUCACCAACAUCCUAGGCACAAUGAAGACAGCGACAGGCAAUCAUCUCCCAUCAAUAUCUUAUCCAGGUUGACACCAGGACUUCAGCAAUCUGACUACAGAUCCAACGAUCCCGCUACUCAUCCUAAUCACUGAAGCUAGACUGCCAAGAACUGAUCAUAAAAAAGUGUUUGACGAAUUAUUGACUCCAGAAAUUAUAGACUAAUCGAUUCUUAAUGUCUGAAACUGUGGCAAACCAGAGUGAAAAGAGUCUCAAUUGAUUUCGGUCCGAUUGCAAGAUAUAUCUACGGAUCUUAAUUAUUAUUAUUAAAAACUGAUAACAAAUAUGUCAUCGUUGUGUAAUCAUAUAAGUUAAUACUUUAGAGAAACCUGAUGGUAUCGAAAAGUAAUCAGUACAGCGCACAGAAGCUUGUUCAAGAAGGAACAAAUCUGAUGAUGUAGUUAUUUGGUCAUUAUCGUCUGCGUUCUGAAUGUUGCCAAAACUGAUAUUAAAGAUGUUCGAUAAUCGUAUGUGUUUAUAUUGUUGGCAAAUCAGUGGUUAGAAUACUAAUUUGAAAUGGAUCAAACUAUUAAAGAUGUUUUUGAAAAAUUAGUAAAUUGAUGUGCCAAAAUGUAUGAUUGGAAAAAUUCCAAGAAGAAAACUGUACUCAAGAAUAGUGACUUUUUUUGAGAUUUCAAAAUUUCAAUGAAAUUCCCUUUUUUUAAAACAAUUUUUAUAUGUAAUUAAUAUAUUUCUAUUUAUUAGCUAUUUAUUGAAUUUCUAAAUUGUGAAAUGAAGCUGAUCAUUCAUAUCAGUUUUUAAAAUAUAUGCUGAUACUUAAUUUAUUAGCUUAUUAUUGCAAAUUUUAAUAGUUUUUGUUCUUUUUCAAAAACUUCAUCAAAAUCAAAUUCGCAAAUUUUUGUUUCUUAUUAUUUUACGUUACUACGUUUUAUUUAAAAGCAAUAAAGGUUUCCAGAUUUAUAGACAAUAAUGAUUUUUCGGUUCCUAAUUUAGUAUUUCAACUUAUUUGAAACUAUAGUAGUGAACAAAUAAUCUACUCAGGAGUGUAAUAUUGUAAACAGAACUAAGGUACUAAAGAUUUUACAAUAUUGGCAAAUCAAGUUUAAUAAAUUUACUUUAUUGAUUACCGUUCCAUAAGUAAUAUUUUUUUUAAAUAUAUUAUACUCACAAUCAGUCGGCUAAAGCAAAAUUAUCGCCUUUGACUGGAGCCUAUCUUAUGUGCUCAAAUUCAAAACUUUUAAAAUUAUCUAUUUUGUAAUUGUUUCCAUUAAUUCACUUAUCUUAAAGCACUUGUUUAAAUUUCAUCAACUACAGAAAAAUACAACUACAGAAAUUGACAUGAUAAUCUGAUUUUGAUGAUAAG
Molecule: messenger RNA, 2684 nt
Organism: Parasteatoda tepidariorum (common house spider)
Lineage: Eukaryota; Metazoa; Arthropoda; Arachnida; Araneae; Theridiidae
Biological process (GO): regulation of transcription by RNA polymerase II
Molecular function (GO): RNA polymerase II transcription regulatory region sequence-specific DNA binding; DNA-binding transcription factor activity, RNA polymerase II-specific
Source: RefSeq, a predicted model, not a curated record